Motacilla alba alba is the source of this 2067-nucleotide messenger RNA. RefSeq lists its product as uncharacterized. The record is from RefSeq and is a predicted model, not a curated record. The coding region runs from base 795 to 1736 and encodes 313 amino acids. The transcript is spliced from 3 exons. NCBI's taxonomy places the organism in Eukaryota, Metazoa, Chordata, Aves, Passeriformes, Motacillidae.
ACCCCGGGGUUUUUUUGGGAAUUCUCUCCGGGAAAUCCCAUUUCUCACCGAUUUAUUCGCGCCCUCUUUGCAUAUCCAGGGAAUCCCGAAGCUUUUCCCGGCGGAUCCCAAAUCCCGGGAUUUUCCCCGGGGGUUUUUAGGGUCGAUUCGGCUCCUCCCGAGCCUCUCCCGGGAUUUUUUAUUUUUCCUUCCUCGGAAUUUUUAUUUUUCCAGGAUUUUUCUGGGAUUCCCAUCCUGGGGGAGCUCUUGCAUAGCCAGGGGGAAGCAAAAACGGGAAAAAGAGCAGGAAAAUGGGGAUCGAAGCAUCGGGACCUCCGAGGAGUCGCAUCCCGGGGUUAAAAUUCCCUAAAAAUUCAGGAGAUUCCCUAAAAAAUCCCCUCCGAGCCCAAGCGUUCCGGGAAUGGGGAUUUUUGUCGGGAAUUUCAAUCCUGACGGGAUUCUUUUUUCCAAUUUUUUUUUUCUCCCAAAACUUUCUGGGAUUGGUCCUUGGGGAGGGUUUGGGGAAAAAAAAUUGGGAAUUUUUGUGGGGGAAAAGCGGGAUGGGAGCGGAGGGAUUUGCAUAAAAGCUCCGGGUUUUUCCAGCAGGGCUCAUCCCGAUUUCCCGGGAGGCCGAAAUUCCCAAAUUUUGUGGGAUGAUCCCAAAAAAAAAAACCCAACCCCGAAGGCGAUCCCGGAAUUCCCAGAGCCUGGAAUAAAGUGCAGAAUGUCCAUGGGGGGGAAGGGGAGCGGGGCUGGGAAUUCCUGGAUUUUUAAAUAGGGGGAGGAAUAUUCCCGUGGGAAAAGGGGGGGCUGAGAUGGGAGAGGGGCCGGGGAUCCCAAAGUUUGGGAUCUGGUGGGAAUUGGGGAUCCCAGAGUUUGGGAUCUGGUGGGAAUUGGGAUCCCAAAGUUUGGGAUCUGGUGGGAAUUGGGGAUCCCAGAGUUUGGGAUCUGGUGGGAAUUGGGAUCCCAAAGUUUGGGAUCUGGUGGGAAUUGGGAUCCCAACAUUUGGGAUCUGGUGGGAAUUGGGAUCCCAAAGUUCGGGAUCUGGUGGGAAUUGGGAUCCCAAAGUUUGGGAUCUGGUGGGAAUUGGGAUCCCAACAUUUGGGAUCUGGUGGGAAUUGGGGAUCCCAGAGUUUGGGAUCUGGUGGGAAUUGGGAUCCCAGAGUUUGGAUCUGGUGGGAAUUGGGAUCCCAGAGUUUGGGAUCUGGUGGGAAUUGGGGAAUCCCAAAGUUCUGGAUCUGGUGGGAAUUGGGAUCCCAGAGUUCUCAUUCCAGGGGGAUCCCAACGUUCUGGAUCCAUUGGGAAUUCCUGAUCCCAAAGUCCUCAUUCCGUGGGAAUUCCAGAACUCUCAGUCCAUGGGGAUCCCAAAGUUCUCAUUCCACAGGGAAUUCCACAUCCCAAAGCUCUCCGUCCGUGGGGAUCCCAAAGCUCUCAUUCCAUGGGGAAUGGAGGAUCCCAAAGCUCUCAGUCCAGGUGGAUCCCACUCUCCUCAUUCUAAGGAAAACCCACCCGGAGCAGCAGAUCCCAACGUUCCCAACCCCUCUGGAGCCACGGAACCAACUCUGAGACCCCCGAGGAGCUCCCGGGAUCCACCCGGGGAAAUCCUCCCCUGGAAGAUCUCCAGAGAUCCACCCAGACAAAUCCUUUGCCGGGAGAACUUUUUGGAUCCACCUGGAGAAAUCCUGCCCUGGUGGAACUUCCUGUUUCCACCCAGACCAAUCUUUGGCUGGGAGAUCUCUUGGGAUCCACCUGGAUAAGUCCUUUGUUGAAGGAGUUCCUGGGAUCCACCUGGACAAUCCUCCCCUGGAAGAACUUCCCACAUCCAUCCAGAUCGAUCCUUUGUUGAAAGAGCUCUGGGAUCCACCCGGACAAAUCCUCUGCUGGAACAUCUCCCGGGAUCCACCGGGGCAGAUCCUUUGGAACAUCUCCCGGGAUCCACCGGGGCAGAUCCUCUGCUGGAACAUCUCCCGGGAUCCACCGGGGCAGAUCCUUUGGAACAUCUCCCGGGAUCCACCGGGGCAGAUCCUUUGGAACAUCUCCUGGGAUCCAACAGGGCAGAUCCUUUGGAACAUCUCCUGGGAUCCAACA